Molecule: messenger RNA, 1439 nt
Organism: Chaetomium fimeti
Lineage: Eukaryota; Fungi; Ascomycota; Sordariomycetes; Sordariales; Chaetomiaceae
Product: Phox domain-containing protein
Exons: 3
Coding region: 315-1259 (314 amino acids)
Cellular component (GO): endosome
Molecular function (GO): phosphatidylinositol-3-phosphate binding
Source: RefSeq, a predicted model, not a curated record
GCCCAUGUUUGCGCAAACUGGCAAGCAAGGGAUGUCUCCAUAUCUCCACGACUCCCAGGAUAAACCCUCCUUGACCACCUCCAAAUUUGCGGGUCAUACCUCGACGCUUAUUCAAGAACUACUGUUUACAAACCUCACUAUCAGCCCUCAAGCCGCGCUUAACCCGUCGAGAUAGCCGCUUUUCCCGGCCUCGAACCGUCUUUGUCGCAACCACCACAUCACAUCGCAACAGUCGCAACAGUCGUACCUCCCGUUCACGACUCGUUCAUUGCUCUAAAUCAUCCCAGAGGCAGCUCCGACGCCGAAUGGCCUGAAUGGCGCCGAACAACGAGCAAGACCAGCACCCACCACAACCAGCGCACCGGGAGCCACCGCCAGAUCCCCUUCGCAAUGGCAACCCCGACAACAACCACCCAGCCGACGGCGAAGGGACCUCGAUACCCCCAAGCCCGCCACAAGUAAACGGCGACGAACCCGCCCCCUCCCGCGCCGCGCUCUUCCCCUCUGACAGCGCCUCCGAGACCUCGAUCCCCUCAACCACCGCCGAAGCCGAAGACGAAGAAGGCGACCUGAUCUCGCCCAGCGCAUCCAUCCCGCCCUACUGGUCCAGCGCGCGCGCCGCCGAGCAACUCCUUCUCCUCCAGCAACAACAACACAACAACAACCAUAACAACCCGCUGCGACCGCACGGCCACGCCCCGGGCCACGCGCGCGGCGCGUCCUCGGCGUCGGUCGAGUCGGUGCUGCCGCCGGGGGCGAUCACGCUGCAGGACAACGAGGAGGAGGAUGACGGGGAGGAUGAGGAGGGCGGGAGUAAUAGGGGGAACGGGAACGGGAAUGGGAAUGGCGGGGAGCACGCCGGGCGGCGCAGCAACAGCAGCGAGGUGUACGGGCGCGACCGCAACCGGGCGUGCUGGGCGCGCAGCGUGCAGGUGACGGAUCCCGUGGUGGUGAACGGGAGCGCGACGAAUAUCGGGGCGUUUGUGGUGUGGAAUAUCAAGGUGGAGGCGUUGAAUGGCUCCCGCAUAAACAUCCGCAAGCGCUACUCCGAGUUCGACGACCUCCGCCGGCGGCUGGUCCAGACCUUCCCCGGCUUCGAGGCGGCCGUGCCGGCGCUGCCGCCCAAGAGCGUGCUGAAGCGCUUCCACCCGCGCUUCCUCGAGAAGAGGCGGGCCGGGCUGCAGUAUUUCCUAAACUGUAUCCUGCUCAACCCGGAGUUCUCGGGGUCCCCUGUGUUGAAGGAGUUUCUCUUCUCGUGAGCGUGGCGUGUACCAAUCUUAGUAACGACGACACGACUUUCAAAGUAAUGAUAAUCUUGGAUAACAGCCACAUCUGUGUCUCGAUAUGAGAGUGCUUUUUUUUUUUAAAAAAAAAAGAGUGCUUGGUUUAUGUGAAAUCUCUAUGUAUUACCGCCGCAGACCAUUACAAAUCCAGGGCUU